AUGCCUCCUCUCGCCGCAGUCCUCCUCCCCCUCCUCCUCGUCCUCGGCGCGUCUCCGGCGUGUCAAGGCCAAGGCCAAGGCCAAGGCGCCGCCGCGACCCACAACAUCACGGCCAUCCUGGCCGCGCACCCCGACCUCACCGACUUCAGCGCCGCUCUCGUCAGCACCGGCGCCGCGGCGGAGAUCGGCCGCCGCCAAACCAUCACGGUGCUCGUCGUCGACAACGCCGUCAUGGCGCGGCUGAAGGCGCAGAAGCCGGACCCCAAGGAGCUGGAGCGCGUGAUCUACCUCCACGUCCUCCUGGACUACUUCGACGCCGCCAAGCUUGGCAGCAUCCAGGGCGGGUUUGCGCAGGUCACCAGCCUCUACCAGGCCACCGGCAAGGCGCAGGGGAGCGACGGGAUCCUCAACAUCACCGUGUUCACCGACGGCCGCGUGGCGGUGUUCACGCCGUCCGCCCCCUCCAACAGGCUGCCGACCGCCUUCUACCAGCGAUCCAUAAAGGAAGUGCCGUCCGACAUCGCUGUCCUGCAGGUGAAAGACCUGAUCUGGUCUCCGGCGACGGCGGACGGGGCGCAGGGGCCCGCGCCCGCGUCGCAGCCCGGCGCGGCGCCGGAGUUGACGGAUCUGCUGUCCAAGAACGGGUGCGGGGGCUUCGCCGGCCUCCUCGCCGCGACGGCCGACGCGGUCGCGGCUUACGACCGCAGCGCCGGCGCCGCCGCCGGGCUCACCGUCUUCUGCCCGGCCGACAAGGCGGUUGAGGCCUUCAACUCCACCUUCAAGAACCUCACUGCCGACGCCUGGCUCGCGGUCCUGCUGUACCACGGCGUGGCGGCGCACUACUCCGCGCAGUCUCUCAAGGCGAUCAACGGGGAAGUGGGCACGCUCGCCGCCGACGGAUCCAAGAACCACGAGUACAACCUCACCGUGCGUGCCGACGGGGACACGGUGAAGCUGUCGUCCGCAGCCGCCAUCGCCGCCACGGUGACCAAGACGCUGCUCGACAAGGCACCGCUCGACGUCUACCUCAUCGACGCGGUGUUGCUGCCAAGGGAGCUGUCUAACGGCGGCCAGGGCCGCACUGCGCCCGCCCCUGCGCCGGCCUCGUCGCCUGCACAUGCACCUACGCCUACGCCUGCCCUUGCGCCGCCGCCUGCCCUUGCACCGGUCUCGCCGCCGCCUGCACAUGCACCCACACCCACACCCACACCCCGACUUGCCCCUGCGCCGGAGGCUGCACCACCUACGCACAGGCGUCGCCCCGCGCCAUCGCCAGAGGACACUACCCCAGCUCCUUCACCGGACGAGGACGGCCAACCGCCUGCAGAUCAGAAGAACAACGGAGCAAGGGACACGGCGUCUUGGACUCUUGGCGCGGCGGUGGAGGCCGCGGCGGCAGCGACCGUGUUCCUCUUGUGGUGA
Messenger RNA from Miscanthus lutarioriparius, 1422 nucleotides. NCBI's taxonomy places the organism in Eukaryota, Viridiplantae, Streptophyta, Magnoliopsida, Poales, Poaceae. The record is from the annotation of a GenBank genome assembly.